Messenger RNA from Micropterus dolomieu (smallmouth bass), 4085 nucleotides. Its product is annotated as polycomb protein suz12-B-like. Gene Ontology annotation, cellular component: ESC/E(Z) complex; nucleus. The transcript is spliced from 16 exons. NCBI's taxonomy places the organism in Eukaryota, Metazoa, Chordata, Actinopteri, Centrarchiformes, Centrarchidae. The record is from RefSeq and is a predicted model, not a curated record. Gene Ontology annotation, molecular function: chromatin DNA binding. The coding region runs from base 535 to 2772 and encodes 745 amino acids.
GUGCUGCUUGCCAUUACCGUUCACCCAACUUGCUAACCGGCGCUAGACGAGAUAUAAUGCGAAUUUCGAGUAAAUUAUGGCAUCGAAACCCGUGAAACCGUGUCCCAUUUCAGUUUUAACCACUUGUCGUGUGGUAGCAGCUUCAGAUUUCUAGUUCUUAAAUGGUGAAGUCAGAGUGCCGGACAAUGCUAGCCAGUUAGCCCGGGUCUAUUGCUAGCUGAGCUAAGGAAGUUAGCCAGUUAGCUAUAGGAGUAAGCCGCGUCAGCUUGCGGCUGAUAUCUUGUUUAGCGCAUUUCAGGACCUCUGUUAGCAGUUUAAGCGGUACCAUAACGAAAACAUGAACUUGUAGCAUCACCGGUGUCAAGUACAAAAGACUGAAACUUCUAUAAUCCGCUUUUAAAAUGAAGAGUCAACAGUGUUUGUUUUGAGCCGCUGGUUUUGUGCAAACGCAGCUCUUUUGAUUUGACAAAGGACCUGAGUUUCUGUCUUCAUUUCUACACCCCUUCACAUCUGGUGGUGGGGCAGCUUCUUUCAAUGGCCCCGCAGAAGCACAGCUCCUCAGGUGGAAGCCACCCGGUGGGGUUUGGUUCUGGAGCAAAAGCCAACGGGUCGUACCAGCCGUCCUCCUCUGCGACGGCUGCAGCCAAGAAGCCCAACAUGCAACUAAUUCAAGCCGACCACGAGUUGUUCCUGCAGGCCUUCGAGAAACCUACCCAAAUCUACAGGUUCCUCCGCACCAGGAACUUGAUCGCUCCCAUAUUCUUGCACAGGACACUCACCUAUAUGUCCCACAGAAACUCAAGGAAUAACAUCAAAAGGAAAAGCUCCAAGGUUGACAAUCUGUUGUUCAAAGUGGAAAAGAUGAGAGGCGAACAGGAGACUCACAGCUCGGCCUCUAAUCUGCAGCUCACCUUUACUGGCUUCUUUCAUAAAGAUGGGAAGCCAUCUCAGGACAGUGAGAAUGAGCAGAACUCUGUAUCUCUGGAGGUGCGGCUGGUCAAAGUCUGUCACAAGAAGAGAAAGGAUGUGAGCUGCCCCGUAAAGCAGGUCCCUACAGGGAAGAAGCAGGUUCCUCUGAACCCGGACACGAGCGCUGGAGUCCAGGCCAAGCCAGGGUCCUUCGCCUCCCUGCUGGUUCCCAGCAGCGAGUUUGAACCCAGCAACUCUCACAUGGUCAAGUCUUACUCGCUGCUCUUCAGGGUAUCAAGGCCCGGACACCCCCGGACACAGAUCAACGGCCUGGCCAACGGAGAGAAUCACCACGACAGAGAUUUUACAGAGGAAGUGGUGAACAGGAAGAGGAGGAGCUCCUCUCUCAGGGAGGAGGGAGAAACCACAUUUGUGGCCCAGAUGACGGUCUUUGAUAAAAACAGACGUCUGCAGUUGUUAGAUGGGGAGUAUGAGGUGUCUAUGCAAGAGAUGGAGGAGUGUCCUAUCAAUAAGAAGAGGGCAACAUGGGAGACCAUCCUGGACGGAAAGUGUUUGCCUCCAUUUGAGAGUUUCUCUCAGGGUCCCACCCUGCAGUUCACCCUGCGCUGGACCAGCAACUCCUCUGAUCGCUCCACCGCCCCCGUGGCUAAACCUUUGGCCACCCGCAACUCUGAGACCAACCAGGACACCAGACCCAGCACCCCGAGAGCCACACACACACUCGCUGUUAAAGAAUCCAUAAAUGCUGACGUGCAAACCAGAAGAGAACAAAUAUCAGCUGAUCUGCGACAGAAACUACGCAUCUUCUACCAGUUCCAGUACAACCACAACACGCGGCAGCAGACGGAGGCCAGAGACGACCUCCACUGUCCCUGGUGUACCCUCAACUGCAGGAAGCUCUACAGUCUGAUUAAACACCUCAAACUGUCUCACUCCCGCUUCAUCUUCAACUACGUGCCCCAUCCUAAAGGAGCGAAGAUCGAGGUCUCCAUCAACGAGAAUUAUGAUGGUUCAUAUGCAGGAAACCCUCAGGACAUCCACAACCAGCCGGGCUUCGCUUUCAGCAGGAACGGCCCGGUUAAGAGGACCUCUGUCACCCACAUUCUCACCUGCAGACCCAAGAGGACGAAGGCGAGUCUGUCCGAGUUCCUGGAGUCGGAGGACGGCGAUCGGGAGCAGCAGAGGACGCUCAUCAGCGGACACAACCGCCUCUACUUCCACAGCGACAGCUGCGUGCCGCUACGGCCUCAGGAGAUGGAAGCGGACAGCGAGGACGAGAGGGACCCCGACUGGCUCAAAGAGAAUACCGUCAAGCAAAUCGAGGAGUUCACCGACGUGAACGAGGGGGAGAAGGAGAUCAUGAAGCUGUGGAACCUCCACGUCAUGAAGCAUGGCUUUAUAGCGGACAAUCAGAUGAACGAGGCCUGCCUGCUGUUUGCCGAAAACCACGCCGCCCACAUCGUCAAACACAAGCUGUAUCGCAACUUCCUGCUGCACCUGAUCAGCAUGCACGACUUCAACCUGGUCAGCACGCUGACCAUCGACCAGGCCAUGGCCCGGAUCCGCUUCAUCAAGAGCCAGGCCGCCCAGAGAGGCAAGGACGAUGAGGAGGAGGAGGAGGAAGAAGAAGAGGACUGGGAGACGGCUGUGGAGUCCCAACCAGAGCUGGAUCCAGAUCCCGAUCUUGAUCCAUCUGAGUAUAAACCCUGUAGUGAUGAGACUAGUAACGGCUGCCUGGAGAAUGGAAACCAGCUGCAGGAGGAGGAGGAGGAGGCGGGUGGAGGAACUGUGACAGAGAGGUCGACCACCAAGCAGAAACUCUCCGGUUCUGUUAUAAACUGACUGCUCAAUCGGAGAAUCACAAAGAUAGUUUUUUCAUUUACAUCAGGUAGACCCUUCAGAGGGGUUUAUCGUUUCAUUACUUGGGGAAGGUGAGGAGUUUCGGAAAACGUGAAGCUAAGAAUCACCAUUAUUUUCUUGUGUCCUCACAGAAACCGUAGAUGUAACAACCAGGUUUUAGUUCAUAAUCAAUUUCCUGGCCUGUGAGGAGCCACGGCUCCUCACAGGCCAGGCAUCCUUUUCCUUUUAAUAUCCAGCCCACAAAGUUUAUUAACGACGGAACAAGCACAAGACACAUUCACCCUUUAGUUUGCAUUUGUAGGGACCCAUUUUGUAGAGUUAAAAGAUAAACCUGGCGAUAUUCUGUAUUUUACUUAUUGUCAAAAAAAUCCCCAUAUAGAUCAAAACUAAUCAUGUCUCUUACUUACCAAAUCUUUAAAAAAAAAAACAACAACUAGAAAGGCUCAGGAAUUUCCUGAAACAGCUGCUCACUGUAGUUUUUAUAACCAAACAGGAGGAAAUUGGGCAUUUGUUGCGGUCUAUUUUCAGCGGCGGAUGAAUCCACAUGCAGCGCUCUAAUGAGUAUUUGGGACUGAGUCAGAUUAAACUGAAGUGUUUAAGCUCUACGGCUCAGAGGAAGAAGAGACAUCAGGCUGUGAGAAACACAGGACUUGUUUAUAGAUAACAGUGUUGUUUUUGGUCUUUUCAUGGGAUUUGAUGACAACUCUAUGUAGAAUAUAACCAGACUUUCUCCUUUUUGGACAAGCGUUUUGCAAAAAAAAAAAAGUUUGAUAUCUGCUUUUACAUCUUUCUGCAGCUGUUUUGACAGACUCUUCUGACAUCAGCCCAACACGUUACUUGGUGUUUGUUCACCCACGCAAUUGUAUUCUCUGGUGCUCUCUUCUCUUCAUCUACGUUUUCAAACCUGCCUCUGCUCGCCCUCAUAUGUUCGAUCCGUGUUGUGCUCGCUCCAUCGUUCAGGAAACAAACCUCAGAUGGGAUCGUGUCUUUCGUCUUCCUCCGUGUGAAGCACCAAUCAGUGUGACCCUGCAGCCGCACUCCGCUCCACCAAAGGUUUUACUGAGUUUAACACGCACCUUAGCGUCACGGUUAAUGGUCUCAGAUGUCUAUCAGGUCUCGGAUCGAGUGUCUAGUUGCCAGGUGAUCAGGACUUUUACUGGUUUUCCGCGUGUAUAAUCAGGUCUCUAAGACUCUGAUCAGGUCUUUCUACAACCUCUGUACCUGUACAGAACCUCAACAGCUCUGCUGCGGCACACACUCUUAUCUUAUCCAUCUGAUCAACUAUAUAUAUAUAU